Molecule: messenger RNA, 1233 nt
Organism: Phycomyces blakesleeanus NRRL 1555(-)
Lineage: Eukaryota; Fungi; Mucoromycota; Mucoromycetes; Mucorales; Phycomycetaceae
Exons: 1
Coding region: 1-1233 (410 amino acids)
Source: RefSeq, a predicted model, not a curated record
AUGGCCUCUGAAUCCAUCAGCUCAGCAUACCAUGCAGACGCAUACCUUGGGAUAGAUACUUUUAAAAAAUCCCUGGAGGAAUACGAAAGGUUAAAAGCCAUAAAUAAAUCGAGUCUCUAUGAAGAAAGCCUUGCGUCAUCAUCGAUAGAGAAGGAUGACACGUCAGAGACCAAACUAUUAAUAUCAGAUUAUGACAAUCUACGGCAAAGAAUAAGACAUUUAAGAGACUGGCUUGUGGAGUACACCAAAACGAACCAGCAACUCGAAAUAAAAGAAUACGAUAAUGCUCCAUACCUCGCCGCACUCCUUCACACCAUGGGUCCCGAUAAAGGCAGGAAGAUAAAGCAUUGUAUUGUUAAUACCAGCUUGUACAUUGGAUUUGAUCUAUUAUUCGACACAGCCUUGGUAGAAAUCAAUUCAAACGAAUCUGAAAAUAUGAAAAUCGCUGGUUCAGGAGCAAUGUGCAGAUAUCAAAAGAUUGUUUUUCCAAAGGUCGUUCGUUAUUUAUCCACCGACAUGCUUGAUGAACUUAUGGCAACUUACCGUUUAGACGAGACUUCCUAUACAGAAAGAUGUGUUACUGUAAUGCAGAUCAUGUAUAUUAUUUACGAGUGCAUAGGUGGUCGAGGAGACAGAUGGUCAAAGCUUAUCAUGAUAAUAUACACAAUCAUGUCCAUACUUCAAACAGGCUCCCUAAUUGCAUUGCAUACCCAAAAAACGGCUUUUAGUAUCCAUUACAAGUCGGAUAUCACUUACACAAAGUUAAAUAACACAAGUGGCUUCAACGAAUCUAGCUCUAAUGGAACAAUAAAAUCAACAAAGCGCGAAUCUAAAAGUCAUCCAGAAAGCAAGGUCCGUGAUCAUCGAAAUAUUCUCUACCAAGGAAGUUUUCUUCACCAAUUUGUUCGAGAAAUGAUUCCGUACGGAAAUAAAGAAGCUAUAGAGUCUGCAAAUGAUAUGGACCCUACAGUCCUAGCAUCUAUUAUUGGAGGAACUGGUCUUUCUCUACUUCUUGGGAUAUGGGCUGAUUACACGAUUCAUACCAGUACAGAAUGGAUUGUAUUAUCUUGGAUACUGAGCUCAUUUCUUUUCGGAAUAAUCACAUAUUUCUCUAUGAAUGGUAAUAUAACGAGCAUAAUACCACUAUUUCUCCCUAUCAUUGCAGUCCCGGGUGGAUUAACGUGCGUUUUAGCGGCUACAAUUGAAGGAUAUCCAAAAGAGCAUCCUAUAUAA